Molecule: messenger RNA, 2475 nt
Organism: Ostreococcus tauri
Lineage: Eukaryota; Viridiplantae; Chlorophyta; Mamiellophyceae; Mamiellales; Bathycoccaceae
Product: Ribonuclease II/R
Exons: 2
Coding region: 1-2475 (824 amino acids)
Biological process (GO): mRNA catabolic process
Cellular component (GO): exosome (RNase complex); P-body
Molecular function (GO): RNA binding; 3'-5'-RNA exonuclease activity
Source: RefSeq, a predicted model, not a curated record
AUGCCCCCGCGUGGGUGCGAGCCCACGUCGACGACGAGGUGGGACCCCGAACACGUGACCGCCGCGAUAGAGCGCUCCAUCUUACACGUCGGUGAGUUCGUAGUGAACGAACAUCGUCGACACGAGGCGUACGUGCGCGUGGAGGGUGUUCCGCACGACGUGAAGCUCGAUGGGUUCGCGCGACACGGACGAAGCGUGCACGGUGACCGGGCGUGCGUGCUCGUCGAUCCGUACGAGCAGUGGGAGCGGUUGAGAGUGGAUUCGGGAGAGAUAGAGGCAAGUUCGAACGAAGGACGGACGUUGGAGGAGCUCGCGGCGGCGUGUCGUCUUGGAUGGCGACCGACAGGGAUCGUCGUGGCGACGGCGGAGCCGUCCGCGCGGAGAAAGCGCAUGGUAGGACGGUUGGAAAGGGACGGCGACGGCGGGGUGCUGGCGUUCGUACCCGUGGAUGGACGGCUACCGAAAGGGCGGAUUUCCCAGUACAGUGUGCCGAGAUCGAUCGAACGCGCAUUGGCGGAGGGUGAGAGGUUGGACGAUGUCUUCGUGAGCGUUCGGUUGAGAAAAUGGAGCGAACACGAGCGUAUGCCGAUGGUCGAUAUCAUCGACAUCAUCGGCCAAGGAGCGAUCGACAAUGACAUUGCGUUGAUGACAAAGGUAAUCGUCGACGAGCACCGCAUCGUGAGCGAAGAUUUCAGCGCACAGGCGGAGGCGUGCUUACCAAAAGUGCAGCCUCGCGAGCACUGGAAAAUUCCGGCCGAGGAAAUGAAAAAGAGGAAAGACUUUCGAGAGAAGCUGGUCUUCAGCAUAGACCCACCUACCGCUCGAGACUUGGACGAUGCACUGAGCGUGGAGGUCAUGCCCGAGGGAACACUGCGCGUGGGUGUGCACAUCGCAGACGUGUCGCACUUUGUGCUUCCAGAUACGGCACUCGAUGAAGAGGCGCGCCAAAGGGCCACAACAACAUAUCUGGUGCACACCAUUUUCCCGAUGCUUCCGAGACUAUUGUGCGAAAAUUUGUGUUCUCUCAAUCCCGGGGUCGAGCGUUUGUCGUUUUCAGUGGAGUGGGUGAUGACGCGUGAAGGAAUGGUGAAGAGGGUGUCCUUCACGCGCGGAGUGAUCAAGAGCGCGGCAAAGCUGUCGUACAUUCACGUCCAAAACGUGAUCGACGCGGGGUCAGACACCACGAAGGCAAAAGAUGCGCUUCAGGACAUCGACUUGUCGGGAAACCACACGCUGGACGACGUGAUUGAGAGCAUUUCAAUUCUCAACUCAACCGCGAAGGCAAUGCGAAAGCGACGAUUCGAGGCGGGUGCGGUUCGGCUGGAUCAGCCAAAGAUCGGAUUCGAGCUCAACGACGAUCUCGAGCCAGUGAACGCCGAACCGUACGUCAUUCGUGACAGCAAUCGUCUCGUCGAAGAGUUCAUGCUGCUCGCGAACAUGUACGUGGCACAGUAUAUCGCCACCAUUUUCCCGUCGCACGCCAUGCUGCGUUGUCAUCCGCCGCCAAACGAGCGCAAACUGGAAGAGCUGUACACGUUUGCGAAGGAGCACGACAUCGACAUUGAUGUAUCAUCCUCUAGACGGCUUCAUCAGAGCUUGAGCGCCAUCGCAAAUGGAUCGCGGGACGUCUUCAAUAUCGUCCAACUACUCGCCACGAAACCUAUGCAGUUGGCCAAGUACUUCUGCACAGGAACCAUUGAUGAAGAACACUGGCACCACUAUGCACUCGCAGCGCCGUUCUACACGCACUUCACGUCACCGAUCAGACGAUAUCCGGACAUUAUCGUCCAUCGCCUGCUCGCCGCGGCGAUCGAGCAUGACAGGGAUGACAGCGAGUCUGUCGUCGUCGCAGAGCUCGUUGAGCGACACGGACUACUGCCACCGGAAGUGUGCAGCGGCGUCGCAAACCAUUGUAACGACCGAAAGCUGGCGGCAAAAUAUGCACAAGAACGAAGUCAGCACCUAUUCCUGUGCAAGUACUUGCAAAAGAACCAUCUCGUCGCGCGAGCAAUCGUUCGGCAACUUGGCGUGCAGUACGUGAUCGCGUACUUGCCUAGCUAUGGUUUCGAGAUUAAGAUUUACCUCGAAAAGCAACGUCAUGUCGUGGUGAAACAGAGCGGUUUUAGUGAAGGCGCACCGCACUCGCAGACGAAGGAGGUACACAUCAAACUUGACGUCCGCAAAGAAUGCGAAGACGCCGCGAAGAUCGCGGCUGAUGCCGCCUCGCUCGAGCGCCUCGAUCGCGCCGAAUACAAGAGCGUGCUCAAGCACGCCAGAGGUUUGCGUGGCAGAUGCUUGAACACCACUGAAGAGCAAGAAACGGCGUUAGACGACGAUCAAGACAUGCUCGAGUUGCCAAAAACGAUCAAAGCGCUCGAUAAGAUUACUGUGUUACUUUGCGUCAGGAGAGAUAGUCCCACAAAGUUUGAGAUUUUCGGAUUGGCGCUGAUAAAAAAUCCGUUCUUUCUCUCGUAG